ACGUGACAAAAGGAACUGGGAAACUGUCAUUUGAGAAGUUGAAGUUGCCAGCGGUGGAUUGACCUGUAAAGCUCAGGAUGCUCCGCGUUUUGUGGCUGUUCGCCGCCCUGGACGCGGUGCUACUGCUGGACACAGGCAUGCUGUUUCCGCGGGAGUCCUCCUCCAGAGAGCUGAAGGAGCUGAACGGGCUUUGGGCUUUCAGGGCUGACCGAUCACCGAACAGGAAUCAGGGCUUCGAGAGCGCUUGGUACAAAAGUCGACUAGCAGAGACUGGCCCUGUGAUCGACAUGCCGGUUCCUGCCAGCUACAAUGACGUCACUCAAGACCCCUCACUGAGAGAUUUCAUUGGCUGGGUGUGGUAUGAGCGCGAGGUGACAGUGCCCACCCGCUGGAUCACUGAUGACGGACUGCGAGUGGUCCUCAGAGUGGGGAGCGCUCACUAUUACUCCGUAGUGUGGGUGAAUGGUGUGAAGGUGACUGAACACGAAGGCGGCCAUCUGCCGUUUGAGGCAGAAAUAGGCACCUUACUCCGUAAAGACCCAACCAUGCCCUGCAGGAUCACCAUCGCUGUGAACAACACUCUGAAUCUGCACACGCUCCCCCCAGGCACCAUCCAGUACAUGACUGACCGUACGAGGUAUCCUGCUGGGUUCUUUGUUCAGAACUACAAUUUUGAUUUCUUCAACUAUGCCGGGAUACAUCGUCCCGUUCUGUUGUAUACCACCCCGAAAGCCUAUGUGGAUGACAUCACCGUUGUUACAGAUUUCUUGGACAACACAGGGUUGGUCAGAUAUGGUGUGUCAGUUAAAGGAACAACCUCCGCUGCUAUGAAGGUGACUUUAAUGGACAAAGGAGGCCACUGCCUUGUUUCGUCCAAUGAGGCUUCUGGAGUUCUCAAGGUGCCAAAUGUCAACCUGUGGUGGCCGUACUUGAUGCACCAAAACCCGGGUUAUCUUUACUCAUUGGAGGUUCGCCUGAAGGCUACUGAUGAGAGCUCAACGUAUGAGGAUGUUUACACCCUACCGGUUGGCAUCCGCACAGUUAACGUCAGCAGCACCCAGUUCUUCAUCAACAACAAGCCGUUCUAUUUCCAUGGAGUCAAUAAGCAUGAAGAUGCCGACAUCCGAGGGAAAGGUUUGGACUGGCCCCUAAUAGUCAAGGACUUUAACCUGAUGAAGUGGUUGGGGGCCAACUCGUUCCGCACCAGCCACUACCCCUACGCCGAGGAGAUUCUGCAGAUGUGUGACCGCCAUGGCAUCGUGGUGAUCGAUGAGAGCCCAGGGGUCGGCAUUAAAGACAUUCGCAGUUUUGGAGACGCCUCCCUGACCCACCACCUCGCUGUCAUGGAUGAACUCGUACGGCGGGACAAGAACCAUCCCUCUGUGGUCAUGUGGUCUGUAGCCAAUGAGCCCGCUGCAGAGAUGCCCCCUGCUGAGAACUACUUCAAGACGCUGAUAAUGCACACCAAAGCUCUGGACCCUACCCGUCCCGUAACCUACAUCACAGACAGUAACUUCUCACGGGACAAAGGAGCUCCCUUUGUGGACGUCAUCUGUGUGAACAGCUACUUCUCCUGGUACCACGACCCCGGCCACGUGGAGGUCAUCCCUCUCCAGCUCAACACUCAGUUUGAGGACUGGUAUGGAAAGUACAAGAAGCCCAUCAUCCAGAGCGAGUAUGGAGCUGAUGUGGUGCCAGGGCUUCAUAAUGAUCCCCCGGUGAUGUUCACUGAGGAGUAUCAGAAAGUGGUCCUGCAGCAGUACCACAGCGUGUUCGACCAGAAAAGGAAGAAGUACGUCAUUGGCGAGCUCAUCUGGAACUUCGCUGACUUCAUGACGACACAAGGGAUCAUGCGUGUGGUGGGGAACAAGAAGGGGGUCUUUACUCGGCAAAGGCAACCCAAAGCUGCUGCAUUCAUCCUCAAGGAGAGAUACUGGAGACUGGCAAAUGAAACUGGCACCCUGCCCCUCUGGACCAAGUACCCCUGCCCACUGUGAAGCGUUUGGCCCCGCAGGACAACUGGAGCUGUACGGAAAAUCAUGUCUAAUCAAAUUGACAUCAAGGUCUGCUUCUAAUUAAAACAUUCUUUGUGUGUUUUUUCA
Molecule: messenger RNA, 2102 nt
Organism: Gambusia affinis (western mosquitofish)
Lineage: Eukaryota; Metazoa; Chordata; Actinopteri; Cyprinodontiformes; Poeciliidae
Gene: gusb
Product: glucuronidase, beta
Exons: 12
Coding region: 78-1997 (639 amino acids)
Biological process (GO): glucuronoside catabolic process; carbohydrate metabolic process
Molecular function (GO): beta-glucuronidase activity; carbohydrate binding
Source: RefSeq, a predicted model, not a curated record